AUGUCUGAAGAAGAAGAAAGAGUGAAAUUGCGCCGUGUUGAGCCAGCUAUCCAGAAAUUCAUUAAAGUGGUAAUCCCUACAGACCUGGAAAGGUUGAGAAAACACCAGAUAAAUAUUGAGAAGUAUCAACGAUGCAGACUCUGGGACCGGUUACAUGAAGAGCAUAUCAAUGCAGGCCGGACAGUUCAGCAACUCCGCUCCAACAUCCAACAAAUGGAGAAGCUCUGUUUGAAAGUCCAUAAGGAUGACAGGGGUGUUUUGAAAAGAAUGAUGGACCCUGUUAAAGAAGCAGCAUCAGUUGCAAUAGCGGAAUUUCUCCAACUUCAUUUGCAAUCUGCAGAAAAACUUAAAAAUCAGUUUAAUGAUGAUGGAACCUCACUUCAUUCUCCCUUAACAAGGUCAAUGACUGUAGGAGAAGCAUUUCGUACUGCCAAAGCUGAAGCUGGUCCCCAGAGUUUGAAUGUCCAGGUAUAUUCAUCACUGCCUGAAAUUCCUCAAGAUCAAAAUGCUGCAGAAUCCUGGGAAACUUUAGAAGCGGAUUUGAUUGGACUCAACCAACUAAUUACUGAUUUCUCUCUGUUAGUGAAUUCUCAGCAGGAGAAGAUUGACAGCAUUGAAGACCAUGUCAACAGUGCUGCUGUGAAUGUUGAAGAGGGAACCAAAAACUUGGGGAAGGCUGCAAAAUACAAGCUGGCAGCUCUGCCUGUGACAGGUGCAAUCAUUGGAGGAGUAGUAGGGGGUCCACUUGGCCUCUUUGCAGGCUUCAAGGCAGGAAUUGCAGCUGCAGUUGGUGGUGGGUUGUUGGGCUUCACAGGUGGAAAAUUGAUACAAAGAAAGAAACAGGAAAUGAUUGCGAUCACUUCCAGCUGUCCAGAUCUUCCUAGGCAAAGUGACAAAAAAUCCAGCUGAAACCAGAUCUGUUUCAUUAGGAUACCAAUAGCUGUGUUGAUGAUGUCCUCUGCCAACAAUAAUGGACACACAGUCAGCUCAUGGAAGACAAGUUUACUGAUAUAGGGAAUGUAGAUGAUCACAUGGAACGGAACUAGGAUCAGAAGAAAUAUUUCAUCAUUUGCCCAGGGCAUUAAUUGAGAUGUUAGUGUUUCAGGAGCCCAGAUG
Messenger RNA from Gracilinanus agilis (Agile Gracile Mouse Opossum), 1116 nucleotides. RefSeq names its product syntaxin 17 (gene STX17). Gene Ontology annotation, cellular component: SNARE complex; endomembrane system; autophagosome membrane. The record is from RefSeq and is a predicted model, not a curated record. Gene Ontology annotation, molecular function: SNARE binding; SNAP receptor activity. Bases 1 to 909 code for a protein of 302 amino acids. Gene Ontology annotation, biological process: vesicle fusion; intracellular protein transport; exocytosis. NCBI's taxonomy places the organism in Eukaryota, Metazoa, Chordata, Mammalia, Didelphimorphia, Didelphidae. The transcript is spliced from 7 exons.